AAGUAGAGGGUCUGCCUCAGGUCUACUAUUUUGGGCCCUGUGGGAAAUACAAUGCCAUGGUUCUAGAGCUGCUCGGCCCUAGUCUUGAGGAUCUCUUUGACCUGUGUGACCGAACAUUCUCCCUCAAGACCGUCCUGAUGAUCGCCAUUCAGCUGAUAUCCCGCAUGGAGUAUGUGCAUUCUAAAAACCUCAUCUAUAGAGACGUGAAGCCAGAGAACUUCCUCAUCGGUCGACAAGGAAACAAGAAGGAGCACAUCAUUCACAUCAUAGACUUUGGCCUUGCGAAAAAGAAUACAUUGACCCAGGAAACCAAAAAACACAUUCCUUACCGGGAGCACAAGAGCCUUACCGGCACAGCUCGAUACAUGUCUAUUAAUACACACUUAGGGAAAGAGCAAAGUCGGAGGGAUGACCUUGAGGCCUUGGGUCACAUGUUCAUGUAUUUCCUCCGGGGUAGUCUCCCUUGGCAGGGACUAAAAGCUGACACACUGAAGGAACGCUACCAGAAGAUUGGGGACACAAAGCGAAACACUCCCAUUGAGGUUCUCUGUGAGAACUUUCCUGAGGAGAUGGCCACCUAUCUACGCUAUGUCCGGCGGUUGGAUUUCUUUGAGAAGCCAGAUUAUGAAUACUUGCGGACCUUGUUUACGGAGUUGUUUGAACGAAAAGGAUAUACCUUUGAUUACUCGUAUGACUGGGUUGGCAGACAGAUUCCCACACCGGUGGGGUCGGUCCACGUGGACUCAGGGGCAUCUGCCAUCACACGUGAGAGCCACGCACACAGAGACAGACCUUCCCAGCACCAGCCCUUAAGGAAUCAGACGGCCAUCUCCGACCGCAGAGGAGCUUGGGAGGUGCAGCCCAACCGCCAGACAAACUCCUACCUGACCUCGCACCUGGCAGCGGACAGGCACGGAGGCUCAGUGCAGGUGGUGAGCUCCACUAAUGGUGAACUGAAUGCAGACGACCCGCUGGCGGCCCACUCAAACGCACCAAUCACAGCGCAGGCAGAAGUGGAGGUGGUGGAUGAGGCCAACUGCGUGAAAAUGCUCAACCUGUGGUGCUGCUGUUUCUUCAAGAGGAAGAGGAAGAAGAACACUCAACGGCACAAAUGAACCUCCGGCCUCUCCGCACAGUCCAUUCCUUUGGUUGUUUUUAGAGCGUUCAAAUAAAGAAAUUUUACAAGACAACAACAGCGAGCCCUCCAAAUGAGUUGGGGACCGAUGUAUGAAAACAAAGAGGCAUGCACACGUUGUCUCUGUGGGGAUUGUCUUUGUUUCAUUUCGUUUGUUUUCUUCCACAUCUUAAUUUAGGCAGCGACGGGCCUCAUCCUCGGACUGUCUCUAGGAUCUCAAAGCACUGGAACAGCACCGCACUUCCUUUGCUGUUUUGCUUCUUUUUUCAUUCCUCUCGUCCUCGGCGGUGGACGUGCCGGGGAGG
This is a messenger RNA of Cyprinus carpio (common carp), 1440 nucleotides long. RefSeq names its product casein kinase I. Gene Ontology annotation, molecular function: ATP binding; protein serine/threonine kinase activity. The record is from RefSeq and is a predicted model, not a curated record. Gene Ontology annotation, cellular component: plasma membrane; nucleus; cytoplasm. The coding region runs from base 57 to 1115 and encodes 352 amino acids. The transcript has 10 exons. Gene Ontology annotation, biological process: positive regulation of canonical Wnt signaling pathway; signal transduction; peptidyl-serine phosphorylation. NCBI's taxonomy places the organism in Eukaryota, Metazoa, Chordata, Actinopteri, Cypriniformes, Cyprinidae.